Molecule: messenger RNA, 4317 nt
Organism: Dictyostelium purpureum
Lineage: Eukaryota; Evosea; Eumycetozoa; Dictyosteliales; Dictyosteliaceae
Exons: 12
Coding region: 1-4317 (1438 amino acids)
Biological process (GO): protein phosphorylation; MAPK cascade
Molecular function (GO): ATP binding; MAP kinase kinase activity
Source: RefSeq, a predicted model, not a curated record
AUGGAUGAAUAUAAAAUAAAGAAAAUAAUAUCAAAUAAUUAUGGAAGAUUGGUCUUGUUAGUUGAAGAUAAAGAUGAAAAGUUUUUUAUUUGCAAAGUAUUAUUAAAUGAUGAAAAUAGUAAAAUAGAAUUAAAGAGUCUGAUUAGAUUCUCCCAAGAAAAAUACUCUCAUUUAAAUAUUAUCAAAUACAGAAAACAUUUUAUGGUUAACCAAAAUGAUAUAGAUUUGUUAAUAAAUAAUAGCAAUAUUGACAAUGGUAAUAAGAGUAGUAAUAAUAGUGACAAUAGCAAUAAUAGUAGUAACAAUAGUAGCAAUAGUGAUACCAUCAACGAUAACAACGAAAAAAUAUGUAUAGUUACAGAUUAUUAUAAUCAUAAUGAUUUAUCUAAAGUAUUGUUUCUCGACUCAUUUAGAAAUAAUAGAUUAUCAACAAGAGAUUUUUUACCAAUAUUUCUUAGAGUAUUGAUAGCUUUGGCAGAGUUUGAAAAGCUAGAUAGCUUUCACAGAGAUAUUAAACCAGAAAACUUAUUCAUUCAAAAGGUAUAUAUAGAUGGAAAUAAAGAAAAUAUACAAGAAAACAAUGUUUACUAUGAUUUUUUUAUUGGUGACUUUGGAACCUUUAAGGAAGUUUCUACUGUUUGCUCCUAUACAAUGGCAAUUGGUACCAAUUCAUUUAUUGCUCCAGACCUUUUUAAAAAAAGUUCCUAUGAUAUCAAAGCAGAUAUUUAUAGUUUGGGUAAAACAAUGGCCUAUGUCACAGAUAAGCUUUUGUUUAGAAGGGGUGUUGUUAAUAGAGUUUACGAUAUUCUAUUACAAAAAAUGGUUUCUGAAACAGCAGAAGAAAGACCAUUCCCAUCACAGUUAAUUCAUUUUAUUUUAAAUGAAUAUAGCUUUUUAAAAAAUCAUAAAGAUUUUAUAGAAUGUUAUAAAAGUCCAGUAUUUUAUAAAUGUUUAGAUAUUAUUAAAUCAAAAAACUAUAACAUUUUAAAUAAUAGAGAGCCUUUAACUAUAAACUGUUUAAUCGAAUCAAAUAACAAUAGUGAGGAUGAUAGCGAAAAUAAAAGUUAUAAUAUUAAUCAUUUUUAUGGUUUCUAUGGCGAUAGUAAUAAAUAUUACAAUAACACUAACACUAGCAAUAAUAAUAGCAAUAACAAUAAGGUUGGUUAUACAGUAUCUUUCUCAUCUUCAAUAGAAACAUCGACAUUUUUUGACCCUAUUGACCAAUCAGAUUCACAUAAAACUUUCUCCUUACCAGUUCCAUCAACAUCAUCCUCCUCAUCAGAUAUACCAGAUCCAUCUUUAUUAUCGCUCCAUAAUAGUGAUAAGCCUUUGUAUCAAUGCAUAGGUAUUAAUAGAGGUCACUCAAGUACCUUAUACGUUUUAGUUAAAAAUAAUUUAAAUAAUAAUAACAAAAACAAUAAUAAUGAUAAUAGCCCAGAAAAUAUUUUAAAUAUUAUAAAAUUUAACAAUAUCUAUGCAUUUCAUAUGAAAUCAAUAAAAAGCACAUUGCGUCUAAUUAAAAGCAGUAUUUUAAGGAAAUAUAUUUCAGUAAGAUAUUGCACAGUUAACGGAAAUGUUCAUUUUUAUGAUGAUUUUUUAAAAUAUGAAGAGCCGGAUGAUUUUUUAGAAGAUGGUGGAAUGAUAAUAUUCCCAAUGGAUCACAAAAUAUCAUCAAUAUUAAGAAGUGAAAAUCAAGAUAGUAAAGAUGACAAAUCAAACCAAGAAUUAAAAUGGAUGCUAGGUCUUCAUCUUUUAUUAAUAAUGUAUAUAUUGGAGAAUAAGAUCGAUAAGUCUUCAGAGCUACACGCAAAUUUUUAUUAUUUCUUUUAUUAUUUUACCUCAAUAAACCAGUACUAUUUUGACGAAGAAAACAAACUAAAAGCUAACCUUGUAUCUAGUCCAAAAGAUUGUUGUGCUCGAACAAAAAAAGAGGUUCUUUCAGAAAUAGUUAAUGACCAUUUGAAUGACCCAAUUCUCAAAACUAUUGUCGAAAAAACAAGUAAUGAGAGUUCAAACCUUUGGUCAACAGAAACGGCUUUAAAGUUUUUAUAUGAUUCAAUAAAAGAAAUCCAAAAAGAAAAUAAUGAACCAUAUCCACUUCUCUCAAGCUAUUUCAAAGAUAUCGAAGAUUAUAAUAUAGGAAGUAAACAAUUGGGCUUUGUUAAAGAUUUUCUAUAUACCAAUAACCAUACCUACAGAGUUAUAAAUGAAGAAAUUACAUUUGAAUACAUUGACCCAAUUUUAAAAAAUGAUUUUUUUUAUUUUAAAUGUUGUUUAGAGUUAGAUGGGAAUUAUUAUUUAGUUAAGCAAUUUAAUUAUACCUCAACGUACCUUAAUGCAAAAAGAGAAAAAACCAUUCAUAAGCAAAAUUUUCAAGUCUAUGAUCAGUAUAUAGAUGCUAAUCAGCUAAUUUAUUUUAUUUACAAGUUUCCAAGUUCAGUAACCAUUAAAAAUUCAAAAAUUAUUGAAAUAGAAAGUUUAAAUAAUAAAAACUACUAUGAUAUUAACAAUGAUGUUAAUUUUUUGUUUAGGGAUUUCAUUAUUCAAUUUUACCAAUAUUUAAAAGAUAUAGACCACAACAAUUUAAUGUUUGUUUGUAAAAGAUUUUAUUACUUUUUUACCACCCAAGAUACUUUAGUAAUAGAUUAUUUUACAAAUUUUGAAAGGAUUUUAUUUGGAAGAUGCCCCGAGGUUAAACACAACUUUAACCAAUUUAUAAUUUAUUUCUAUAAUUUAAAGGAGUUGAGGUGUCUAUAUAAUUGCGAUUCUAUUUAUUCAUAUAUCAAAUGUAAAAUUAUUGAACAAAAAAAUUAUAUAAAAUAUCCAAAUUUAGACUCUAUGGUUGUUCUCCGGUUUGGAAUAAAAACAUACCAACUAAUAGAUAUUUUUCCAAUCUAUAAACAUCUAAAAAAUGAUGAUCAAUCUUUAAUUUUAAUUUUAAAAGAAGACGGUAGCCCGAACUAUUUUAUUUGUUUUUACAAUAAAAGAAAUAUUGAAUCCAAAAAUAAAUAUUCUUUAAAAACCUAUAAAGCCUAUAGCAGUCUGGAAGAAUCGUUAAAAAUUCAAUUUCCUGAAUUUACAAUCCAUAACCAAUCUAAGUUUUUCCAUUUUUAUAAAUAUACAGAAUCCUUUUUGACCGAUGUAGUUAAUCAACUGACAACAGUCGAAAAUUUUUUUGGAGACUAUACAAAAGAACAAGAAAUUGGAUUACUUUUAUACUUUAUUUAUAUUUUAAAAUCAAUUUCAAAUUUUGAAGAGCUAAGCGAGCCAUUCUUAAUCGAAGAUCGCUUCUUUAUAAUGAAUGAUGGAAAAAAAAACUAUUUCUAUAUUGAUUUAUAUUUCUAUUUAGAGAAAUAUAGUAAAAAUUUAGGUUGGAAUAACUAUCUUUAUAGUAUAGAAAAUUUAAAUAAUAAACACUUUUUAAAUCCAAUAAAAGAAUACUUUCAAAUGAAUCAAGAACUAAUCCUUAAAAAGAAACUAUGUAAAGAUUUGUUUGACUGUGAAUGGGUAUCAAGUAUAAAACCAAUCUAUGUUAGAAUUAAAUCAGUAUUAAAUUCAAAGAUUUCGGAAGUUAUAUAUAAUAAAAAGAGUUAUAUUCAAAAAAUGGUCGGCAAAGGAUAUAAUUGUGAUGAACAUAAUAUUUAUUGUUAUAUAGUUUCAAAUAUUAAAUCAAUGGAAGAGUACCCCAGCAACAUAGUAAAAUAUCAUACAUCAUAUUCAUUAAAUGGCAACUCCUAUAUUGUUAUUGAUAAGUGCAAGGGAGAUUUAAAGAAUAUUUUAGAUUCAAAACUAUAUUUAAAUGAAAAUGAAAUGGUAAUUUUAUUAUAUGAUUUAAUAUGUUCACUAAAACAACUAAAUCAAUUCGACAUUGUUCAUAGAGAUAUAAAACCAGCAAAUGUUUUAAUGGACAAAAAUGGGAAAUAUUUAUUAGCAGAUUUCGAACUAUCGGUAGUUCAAAAUAAUAAAGAUGUAACUACGGGUAAAGAAGUAAAAUAUUUCAAAAGAUCACUAUAUGACAGAGAUGGCACAAUUCAUUUUCAAAGUCCAGAAAUCUAUUCGUUGGAAUAUAGAAGCAAAUAUUUAGAUAACAACCAUAAUUAUAAAAUGGAUAUUUAUAGUGUUGGCUCAAUAUUUCUAGAAUUAUUAUUUAGCUUUGAGAGUAAUGUUAUUAAAAAAAAAUUAGAUUAUAACCAAGACACCUUUUCAAAUUUAAAAAUAAUAGCUGGAAAAAUGACUUUAUUUCAUUAUGAUGAAAGAAUAGAUUUGUUAAAUCUUGAGCAAUUAUUCAACAAAAGUUUCCCAAAUUUUAAAAGAUAA